Messenger RNA from Seminavis robusta, 1542 nucleotides. NCBI's taxonomy places the organism in Eukaryota, Bacillariophyta, Bacillariophyceae, Naviculales, Naviculaceae. The record is from the annotation of a GenBank genome assembly.
AUGGUGACAAAACAGGACGAAGAAGAGAAACUCUUCUUCACCGAAGCUGAAAUACCCAGGGAGAACCAAUACCAAGUCUCUGAACACAUGGGACUUGGCGAGAUGGAGGGCCAUCCAUUGAUGCCUCACAAUAGCUACAGCAACAGCAACAGGGAAAAGGAAAAGGCGCUAAAGGGAUCCAGUGCAAAGCAACUGGGAACAUCGAAGAAGUUUGUUUCUGAGAGCCUCCAUACAUCCACAGAAAAACCAACUGGCAGCCCUACUCUUGCUCCUACCGAGAGUCCCAGUGAUAGCCCUAGUGAAAGUCCCAGCGGUAAUCCAUCUGAAAGCCCUUCUACGACAGACUUUAACAGCUAUGACGACCCGGAAAAUCCCAAUCAUGUAAAUGCAAUAACGUCCCCAACCGGCCUAUCAGAUCGAACAGAAACGAUCGACGGGAGUACUCCAAAGGGCAAGGAAGCAAAAGACGUAAUUGCCAGUGCCGAAGAGACUGCCGCGCCCACCGAGGCUCCAAUUGUGGCCCAGGUUGUGGCUCCAGUUGUGGCUCCAGUUGUGGCUCCUCCUACGAUUGUUAGUGGCGGCGUUGGAAACGGUAAUCAGGCAAAUGCCAGAGAGUCUACUUCUUCUUCAUCAAACUCUGAGCUGGGAAGCUCGCCAUCUAGAGACAAUCCAAAGCACACUUUGCUGGUGUAUGGAGGUGAUAAGAUUGAGCCAUUGCAAACUUUCUCGGACUAUGACUCUUCCAGUCAACAACAAUUGCCCGCGAUGGAGGCUGUGGAGGAACCGCCCGAAUCAUCUGGACGAAUGUCCAAUGGACGUUACAACGUACAUGACGAAGCUCGAGGGCACAAGACAGCGUUGAUUUUGGUGACAGGUGCAUGCCUUUGUGCUCUGUUUCUGGGCAGCAGCUACUUGGUAGACCGAACGAAAACCGACAGAGCUGUUUCAGCUAGAAAGUUAGAGCUGAGCUUCCAUGGGAGAGUGGAUGAGUGCUCGACAGAUACGGAUAGUUCUGAGGCUAGCUACAAACCAAACGGCGAUCGUGGUGGUCGUGGCCGUCGCAAUCGUUCUCUGCCGGAAUCCUUUCAUGUAGUGGAAAAUGUGGUGUACGACAUGAGUACCAUUGCGGAAGAUUCCGCGGAGGAGUGCAGCGAUCCCUGGGCUAACGACGACGACAACGUGGAAAGUAUUGAAUUUGGAAACGCCACCAGAGUCCGAGGUUCCGAUGGUUAUGAUGGCGAUGACUGUCACUCUCCUCCCAUGCGCAAACGAAUAUCGGGCAUUCUAAAGCAGGGUAUUAACGCGUCCAAACGACGGGUUCUGGACCGCAUUCCUCGACGCAAUCGAUACGAAGAAUUUGAUGAUGGCUUUCAACCAUCGGAUCCCGAUGGUGAAUAUGGCGGCGAGGAAGGAUGUGCUGGAGAGUAUGCACAGGAGCUUGGUACGACCAAAAAGAAGCAGUCACAAGAGGAAUAUUCUCAGCUUUUCGCUUGGGCCGAAGGGGACAUACACGAAGCAACCACAAGAAGAGUGCGUGUUUAA